Messenger RNA from Nylanderia fulva, 1271 nucleotides. RefSeq lists its product as uncharacterized. Lineage: Eukaryota; Metazoa; Arthropoda; Insecta; Hymenoptera; Formicidae. The record is from RefSeq and is a predicted model, not a curated record.
UUACAAUUUAUUUAACCUCAUAUUUUGUCGAUAAGAAAGGAAAAAAACAAAACUGACUUCUCAAGUAAUGAUACCGAUGAGGAUUCAGAAUACGUACCAUCUGAACAAAGUUCUUUUUCACAAGAUAUUGAAUCUACACAAGAUCGCGUGGAAAGUACAAUAAACAAGACUGCGUCUUCCACUUCAAGUUUGGAUACUUCAAAUACUGUUGGCUCAGUAAUAUGCAACGAUGAGCUUAUGUAUGUGGAAACAUCUAAAAUGAAAUCGAAACGAAACUAUUGUGUUUUCUGCAAGAAGUUGCAAACUCAACUUGCACGUCAUUUGGUAACAGUUCAUCGUAAUGAACCACAAGUAAAAAAGUUUGCCAUAUUACCUAAGAAACAUCCAGAAAGAUUGCAAAUAAUAGACGCUAUUUGGAAAAAUGGAAACUUCAAAUUUAACACAAAAGCCGAACUUGAUAGUGGACAAUUACUUGUUAGUAGACGUCCAAAUAAAAAGUAUCAUAAAUCUGCAACUGACUUUACAGCCUGUGCCAAAUGUAAAGGAUUUUUUGCCAAAAGCACAAUACGACAUCAUUCUAGAGUUUGUUUUAACAGUAAAUUUAAUAAAAAUAAGAAUAUUAUGGUAAUGGGUAGACGAAUCAUUGGAAGACUUCAUCCAAUAGCCAGUAAAACUUUAAGGAAAACUGUUUUUCCGGUUAUGAAGGAAGAUGAAGUAACACGGAUUUUGAGAUACGAUGAGUUAAUGAUAACAUAUGCAAAUAAAAUGUGCGUAAAAUAUAAAGUGCAACAUCAGCACGACAUGAUUCGUGCCAAGUUACGCCUUCUUGGACGGUUUCUCUUGGCGUUAAAGGAUAUAUAUACAAAUAUACAAGACUUCCAAUCGCUGUACCAUCCUCGAUUAUACGAUGACUGCAUCUCUGCAAUAAACAUAAUUGCAAAUUAUGAUAAUAACACACAACUCUAUAAAGCUUCCGCCGUAGCAUCUACUUUGUCAACUCUUCUAAAAUAUGUUGAAAAUAUGUUAAUUGUAGAAUGUAUCAAAAAAGGAGAUGAGGAUAAGAAGAAAUUAGUCAAAGAUUUCAUAAAACUACUCAUUGCAGAUAUUAGCACAAGUGUCAAUAAAACUGUGCAAGAAACGCAGUCUGUACAUAAAAGACAUAAAAAGAUAAUCUCCCCUUAAUGAAUGAUAUUAAAGUUCCAUGAAUAUUUGAUGAAACAAAGAAAUGCAGCAUAUGCAGCACUAAAAAAGUCGUUUUUAUAUGACAAAUG